GACACUAUAUAACCAAACAAAAUCACCAAUUAAUUUCCAUUACCAACUCCGAAACUAUGGCCAAGUGGAGUUUCAAUCCACGACUUACCCUGUUCUCCAUCAUCCUCUUAUUCUUUUUAUCCUCACCAUUUACAACCUUAGCUUCUAUUAGCGAACAUUUGAGCUUAUAUACUUUUACAAAAUGUCUUGAAAAACAUACUUUUGGCUCUGAUUACCCAAUCUCAGAGGUCAUAUACACCCGAGAUAACUCCUCUUUUCAGGAGAUCCUCGACAAUAGAACCAACAAUCUUCGAUAUCAGCAACCCACCACUCGUAAACCACUGCUCAUCGUAGCUCCCAAGAGCGAGCUCAAUGUGCCGGCAGUAGUAACCUGCGCCAGAGCUCAUGGUAUUAAGAUUAAGACAAGGAGCGGGGGCCAUGACUACGAGGGAAUUUCCUUCACGGCCCCCUAUCCUUUUAUCUUACUCGAUAUGUUCAACCUCAACUCUGUUGAGGUGAACAUUGAGGAAGAGUCAGCGUGGGUCCAAUCAGGAGCCACGCUGGGUCAGAUAUAUUAUAGGAUUGCGGAGAAAAGCCCUGUUCAUGCGUUCCCUGCGGGGAUAUGCCCGAGUGUAGGGGCAGGUGGGCAUUUUAGCGGAGGUGGGUAUGGAGCUUUGAUGAGGAAGUACGGGUUGUCAGUGGAUAAUAUUGUGGAUGCUCGUGUUGUGGAUGCAAAUGGAAGAAUAUUAGAUAGGCAAAUGAUGGGAGAAGAUUUUUUCUGGGCUAUAAGAGGUGGUGGAGGCUCAAGUUUUGGGGUUAUUUUGGCUUGGAAGCUUCAUCUUGUUCGUGUUCCUCUCAAGGUCACUGUUUUUGAUAUUACCAAGCAUGUCUUUUCUCCAGGAGUGAACCACAUCUUGUUCAAAUGGCAAAACAUAGCACACAAGCUUCCCAAAGAGCUUCUUAUAAGGGUGGAAUCAAGUCCUUCAUUAAAUUCUCAAGGCAACAUAACAAUCUACGCAUCAUUCAUUUCUAUGUUUAUUGGAGACACAGACGGUCUUCUUCAUAUUAUGAACAAACGCUUCCCGGAGCUAGGCUUAAAGCGGUCUGACUGUAAGGAGAUGUCUUGGAUAGACUCCGCCAUGUUUUGGCAUCGAAUUCCUGAAGGAACUCCUCGUGAAAUCUUACUCACAUACGACAUAAAGCAUCCAUCAUACCGUAAAAUUAAGGGUGACUUCAUCAAGAAGCCCAUUCCUGAAGCUGCACUUCCUCAAGUAUGGGAAAAAAUCAUGCAACUAGGUUGUGUAUUGUACAUGGAGUGGACUCCUUAUGGAGGUAGAAUGGGGGAAAUUGAUGAAUCUGCUGUUCCUUUUGCUCAUCGAAAGGGGGUUUCGUUCAUGGUUUUUUACGAUUUCUUAUGGCUUGAAGAUGGUAAGGAUGAAUAUUACUUGAACAAAGCUAGGGAAUUUUAUGCUUUUAUGGAACAGUUUGCGUCUGAUUCUCCAAGGGAAGCUGUUCUAAACUAUGUUGAUUUGGAUCUUGAAUUUGGUUGGGAGAAAUACUUUAAAGGAAACUUUCCUAAGUUAGUGAGGAUUAAGACAAUGGUUGAUCCUACUGAUUUUUUCUCUCAUGAGCAAAGUAUCCCAACAUUGUAUAAGCUGCUACAGUACAGAGAAAUGAGAAAAAAUUACAACAAUCUUUUGCAAUUGCCCAUGUAAUUCCUAUUUUAGUCUAAGUGUUAAGCUCUUUUGGAACUUUCAAAUAAUUACUGCUAUGUAUUUUGAAGCAGUGCUUAACUGAUUAGAUUUGUAAUGGUGAAAACAUUCAUACAUUGAUCCUAUUACAUUUUUGACAAAGCAAAAA
Molecule: messenger RNA, 1839 nt
Organism: Amaranthus tricolor (Joseph's coat)
Lineage: Eukaryota; Viridiplantae; Streptophyta; Magnoliopsida; Caryophyllales; Amaranthaceae
Product: berberine bridge enzyme-like 10
Exons: 2
Coding region: 57-1694 (545 amino acids)
Molecular function (GO): oxidoreductase activity; FAD binding
Source: RefSeq, a predicted model, not a curated record